CAUCCACAGCGUACCAUGCUCGGCCUCGCCCUCCGCCGCUCCUCCUGCAUCGCCUCCACGGUGCCGCGCCGCGCGCUCGCGCCGGCGACGCGCUCCUUCGCGUCGCCGCCCAUCGGCGACCUCGCCGAGCGCCUCAUGGCGUCGAAGAAGGCCACGGGCAAGACCUUCGACGAGAUCGCCGACGGCCUCGGCUGGACGAACGCGUACACGUGCCAGCUGCUCCUCGGCCAGGCGCAGCUCAAGCCCGCGUCGCGCGCCAAGUUCUCCGCGGCGGUGCCCGGCAUCUCGGCCGAGGACCUCGACACGCUCGAGGUCGCGCCCAUGCGCGGCUUCGACGACGAGAUCCUCAAGGAGCCCAACGUCUACCGCACCUACGAGGCGAUCACGCACUACGGCAACGCCAUCAAGCUCCUGAUCAACGAGAAGUUCGGCGACGGCAUCAUGAGCGCGAUCGACUUCUACUUCACCGUCGGCUCGACCGUCGGCAAGCAGGGCGAGCGCCGCGUCGUGCUGACGUUCAACGGCAAGUUCCUCCCGCACAUCGAGCAGAACGCCGCGGACAACACGGCGCCGUCGCCGGAGGCCAAGUGAAGACCCGAGGUCCGCGGCCGCCGCGGAGACCCGUCGUCCGGCAUCGAUCGAAGGGCGAGCGCCAUGCGCCGCCAGUAGCGGGUAGCUAAGAGUCCCGUAGCG
Messenger RNA from Aureococcus anophagefferens, 693 nucleotides. RefSeq lists its product as hypothetical. Bases 16 to 591 code for a protein of 191 amino acids. Gene Ontology annotation, molecular function: DNA binding; cyanate hydratase activity. The record is from RefSeq and is a predicted model, not a curated record. The transcript has a single exon. NCBI's taxonomy places the organism in Eukaryota, Pelagophyceae, Pelagomonadales, Pelagomonadaceae.